GCCAGCGAGCGAGACGAGCGCUCUGGGAUGGGACUUGGAGGAGGCGGCGAAGGAGGAGACAGCGGCCACGGCAGCGCCGGCGAUUCGGGCUUCCUCCUCGGCUCCCACCAGAGAUCCCCUGAGGAGAGGUGCGGCUCUCGGAGAAGCAAGGAGGCCCACGAGGAAGACGCGGGUGGCUGCGCCCCUGUCUCGCGGCUCCCGGGGCGCCGGCGGCGGUGGCUGCAGCUUUACCCCUCAUCCUCUCCCUGAAAAUGGAAAAGAUGCUGGUGAGCUGCUUUCUGCUGAUCUUUGGACAAAUCCUCCUUCCAUCAGGGGCCAGGGAGCGGCCACUCACGAGGCCCUUCUCUCGAGGGAGACACACUCGGACUCACCCCCAGACGGCCCUCCUGGAGAGCUCUUGUGAGGACAAGCGGGCGGACCUGGUCUUCAUCAUUGACAGCUCCCGCAGCGUCAACACCCACGACCAUGCAAAGGUCAAGGAGUUCAUCGUGGACAUUUUGCAAUUUUUGGACAUUGGCCCUGAUGUCACCCGGGUAGGCCUGCUCCAAUAUGGCAGCACAGUCAAGAAUGAGUUCUCCCUCAAGACCUUCAAGAGGAAGUCUGAGGUGGAGCGUGCUGUCAAGAGGAUGAGGCAUCUUUCUACCGGCACCAUGACCGGGCUGGCCAUCCAGUAUGCCAUGAACAUCGCAUUCUCAGAGGCAGAGGGGGCCCGGCCCCUGAGGGAGAACGUGCCGCGGGUCAUAAUGAUUGUGACGGACGGGAGGCCCCAGGACUCGGUGGCGGAGGUGGCUGCGAAGGCACGGGACACAGGCAUCCUGAUCUUUGCCAUCGGCGUGGGCCAGGUGGACUUCAACACACUGAAGGCCAUUGGGAGCGAGCCCCACGAAGACCACGUCUUCCUGGUGGCCAACUUCAGCCAGAUCGAGUCGCUGACCUCGGUGUUCCAGAACAAAUUAUGCACCGUCCACAUGUGCAGCGUCUUGGAGCACAACUGUGCCCACUUCUGCAUCAACACUCCCGGCUCCUACGUCUGCAGGUGCAAACAAGGGUACAUCCUCAACUCAGACCAGACGACCUGCAGAAUCCAGGACCUGUGUGCGGUGGAGGACCACGGCUGCGAGCAGCUCUGCGUGAACGUGCCAGGCUCCUUCGUCUGCCAGUGCUACAGUGGCUACACCCUGGCUGAGGAUGGGAAAAGGUGUGUGGCCGUGGACUAUUGUGCCUUGGAAAACCACGGAUGUGAACAUGAAUGUGUAAAUGCUGAUAACUCCUACCUAUGCCGGUGCCGUAAAGGAUUUGCUCUUAAUCCAGAUAGAAAAACAUGCACACGGAUAGAUUAUUGUGCCUCCACCAGUCAUGGCUGUCAGCAGGACUGUGUCAACACGGAUGAUUCCUAUGCCUGCCGUUGCCUGAAAGGGUUUACCCUGAAUCCAGAUGGGAAAACCUGCAGAAGGAUCAACUACUGCGCGCUGAGCAAACCGGGCUGUGAGCACGAGUGCGUCAACACCGAGGAGAGCUACUACUGCCGCUGCCGCAGGGGCUACACGCUGGACCCCAACGGCAGGACAUGCCGCCGGGUGGACCACUGCGCCGAGAACGACCAUGGCUGUGAGCAGCUCUGCCUGAACACGGAGGAGUCCUUCGUCUGCCAGUGCUCGGAAGGCUACCUCAUCAACGAGGACCUCAAGACCUGUUCCAGGGUGGAUUAUUGCUUGCUGAGCAACCAUGGUUGUGAAUACACCUGCGUCAACAUGGACAGGUCCUUUGUCUGUCAGUGUCCCGAGGGACACGUGCUCCGCAGCGAUGGGAAAACCUGUGCACAAUUGGACUCUUGUGCUUUGGGGGACCAUGGUUGUGAACAUUCAUGUGUGAGCAGUGAAGACUCUUUUGUGUGCCAAUGCUUUGAAGGGUAUAUACUCCGUGAAGAUGGGAAAACCUGCAGAAGGAAAGAUGUCUGCCAAGCAGUAGACCAUGGCUGCGAACACAUUUGUGUGAACAAUGACGAAUCGUACAUCUGCAAGUGCAUGGAGGGAUUCCGGCUUUUGGAGGAUGGGAAACGCUGCAGAAGGAAGGAUGUCUGCAAAUCAACCCGCCAUGGCUGUGAACAAACUUGUGUUAAUAACGGCAAUUCAUACAUCUGCAAAUGCUCACAGGGAUUUGUUCUAGCUGAGGAUGGAAGACGGUGCAAGAGAUGCACUGAAGGCCCAAUUGACCUGGUGUUUGUGAUCGACGGUUCCAAGAGCCUUGGAGAAGAGAAUUUUGACAUUGUGAAGCAGUUUGUAACUAGAAUUAUAGAUUCUCUGGCGAUUUCCCCCAAGGCUGCUCGAGUGGGGCUGCUCCAGUAUUCAACACAGGUCCGCACAGAGUUUACCCUGAGAACUUUCAGCUCAGCCAAGGACAUGAAAAAAGCCGUGGCCCACAUGAAAUACAUGGGCAAGGGCUCGAUGACUGGGUUGGCCCUGAAACAUAUGUUUGAGAAAAGUUUUACGGAAAUAGAAGGGGCCAGGCCUCUCUCUUCACGGGUGCCCAGAGUGGCCAUCGUGUUCACCGACGGACGCGCUCAGGAUGAUGUCUCCGAGUGGGCCAGUAAAGCCAAGGCCAAUGGUAUAACUAUGUAUGCUGUUGGGGUAGGAAAAGCCAUUGAGGAAGAACUACAAGAGAUUGCCUCUGAGCCCACAGACAAGCAUCUCUUCUAUGCAGAAGACUUCAGCACAAUGGGGGAGAUAAGUGAAAAACUAAAGAACGGCAUAUGUGAAGCUCUCGAAGAUUCUGAUGGAAGCCAGGACUCCCCAGCAGGGGAACUGCCAAAGAGGGUCCAGCAGCCAACAGAAUCUGAGCCAGUCACCGUAAAUAUCCGAGACCUACUUUCCUGUUCUAAUUUUGCAGUGCAACACAGAUACCUGUUUGAUGAUGACACGCUUUCACAGUCUACACAAAAAAUUUACCAGUCAACAAAAUCUUCAGGAAGCCCUUCAGAAGAAAAACACGAUCAAUGCAAAUGUGAAAACCUUAUAAUGUUCCAGAACCUUGCAAACGAAGAAGUAAGAAAAUUAACACAGCGCUUAGAAGAAAUGACACAGAGAAUGGAAGCUCUGGAAAAUCGUCUGCGAUACAGAUGAAGAUUAGAAAUGCUCUACAUAUGUAUACAUGUCACUGUAUUAAGAAUUACCAUGAAAGCAGUUCCCAGCUCCAAAUUUCAGACUAUCCUUAGUCUGUAACGUGAUGUAAAACAUAUGUACUGAAAAAGCUGGUUCAGGAUAGAACAAAAACUAAAAGAAGACACCAACUUGUAUGAAAAUACUUAGGGAAAAAAAUUGUGUCAGAAUUCUAUGAGUUCAAAUGAGAAGAAAUAAGCUACGCAAGAUAUUUUGUAACAUACUGUGGAUAUGAUUUGCUUUUGGCUCUUCCUGCCUUAGUGUUGCGAUCUUGUUUGACUAUAGAAUAGUUUGCAAAGUCUUACUUCUGUAGAACACUGGCCAUAGGAAAAGCUAUUUUUUUGUAUUGGAUGUUACCUUGAUAUAUGUAUAUGGAUGUAUGCAUAAAAUCAUAGGACAUACGUACUUGUAUAACAGGUUGAAUUUUUUUUAUACAAAUUAAAAUUCACUACUUCAGAGAA
Choloepus didactylus (southern two-toed sloth) is the source of this 3616-nucleotide messenger RNA. It is a transcript of the gene MATN2, whose product is annotated as matrilin 2. The coding region runs from base 252 to 3119 and encodes 955 amino acids. The transcript is spliced from 19 exons. NCBI's taxonomy places the organism in Eukaryota, Metazoa, Chordata, Mammalia, Pilosa, Megalonychidae. Gene Ontology annotation, molecular function: calcium ion binding. The record is from RefSeq and is a predicted model, not a curated record.